Messenger RNA from Cajanus cajan (pigeon pea), 375 nucleotides. NCBI's taxonomy places the organism in Eukaryota, Viridiplantae, Streptophyta, Magnoliopsida, Fabales, Fabaceae. The record is from RefSeq and is a predicted model, not a curated record.
AUGAAUUUUGUUUUCUACAGUACUUAUGAAGUUGCAACAACUUGUGCCUUGGCUAUAGGAGCAGACAAGCUUAUAUGUGUUAUAGAUGGUCCGAUACUUGAUGAGAGUGGCCACCUUAUUCGUUUCUUGACCCUUCAAGAGGCAAACAUGCUAAUUCGUAAACGGGUUGAGCAAAGUGAAACAACUGCUAACUAUGUGAAAGCUGUUGAUGAAGAAAGUUUCAACUCUCUUAACAAUUUUAAUGGGGCAGUCCAUUCAACACAGAAUGGAAAACCAUUUUCAGAAUCUCACCAAGCAACCUUUCAUAAUGGUGUUGGUUUUGACAAUGGUAAUGGCCUGUGGUCUGGGGAGCAAGGUUUUGCUAUUGUAGAGUGA